UUCUCCUCCCCUCUCAGGACUCUGUGGUUCCCUCGAUGUUUGGUUUUUCACGCGCUGGAAAAUGGAGCUUUAUUAACAGAGCAAAGAGAAAUCCUGGUGUGAGUGACAGAUGAAGAGGCCCACGGACUGAGAAGAUGAAACCGCUGCUGUGGACUGUUGCUGUUUUUCUGCAGACUCUGACUGGGAGCUGUGGGAGCGGCGUGCAGUUCACCAAGCACCCAUCCAAUCAAACCGUUUCUCAGGGGAACGAAGUGAGGCUGGGCUGUGCGGUGGAGGGGGUGACGGAGCCGGACAUCGUGUGGAUGAAGGAUGGAGAAAAGCUCUACAGCACUGACCAAGUCUUCCUCAUCCUGGGAGAACAGCACUGGGAGACAUCCCAUAGUGUGAAGUCGGUCCAGCAGCAGGAUGCUGGUCAAUACUGGUGUGAGGUGGAAUUCCACGGCCUGACCUUCUCCUCUCAGCGAGCCUGGAUAACAGUAGAAGGCGUCCCUCACUUCACCCAGGAGCCCCAGGAUGUGGCCACCUUUCCCAACACUCCCUUUAACCUGUCCUGUGCUGCCGUUGGACCCCCUGAGCCAGUGGAGGUGCUUUGGUGGCUGGGAGGAGUCCAGGAGGGAGAACCACAACAAUCCCCCUCUGUCCUCCAUGUCCCAGGUGUGAACAGCAGCAUCAAGUUCUACUGUGAAGCUAAGAACACCAGAGGGAUCUCCGUGUCCCGGACGGGGACGGCCCACAUUAAAGUGCUGCCAGCAGCUCCGGCCGCUCUGCAGCUUCUCAGGACCACAGGCAACAACAUCACGUUGUCAUGGAAACCAGGAUCCGAUGGUUAUUCAGAGAUCUCCCACUGUACAAUUCAGGUGGUGAGGAUCUCGGGCCGCAGGUGGGCCCUCCCCCCGCAGGAGGUCCCGGUUCCUCCUUACAAACACACGCUGACGGGCCUGAGGAGCUUCUCCAACUACAGCUGCAGGGUGUCCUGUGUGAACGAGGUGGGACCCUCCCCGUUCUCCCCAUGGCUGCACUUCGUCACUCCGGAGUCAGUGCCCUCUGCGGCCCCAAGGAACCUGAGCUUCCAGCUGUCUGAGCAGCAGCUGUUUCUGCAGUGGGCCCGGCUGAAGGAGGAUGAGCUGCAGGGGAGGCUGCUGGCCUACAAGCUGCAGUGGACUCAUGGAGGGGAACCACAGGAGCCACUGCUGUUUAAGGACAACACUGCUCAGAUCUCAGGGGGAGGGCGUUUCUUCAACGCCUCCAUCCAGGUGGCGGCCUGCACCGCCGUCGGCUGUGGACCUUGGAGCCCCCCGGUUCUGGUGCUGCCUGCCCUAGCGCAGGUCCAGGUGCAGCGGAGCCACGUGUGGGUCGGCCUCCUGCUCGGCCUGCUCGUGGCCACCAUCGUCGGCCUCCUGCUCGCAGUCGCCGCCCAGCGCAGAGGGAAGGAGACAAAGUUUGGGUCGGCCUUUAAGGCUCCUGGUCCUGAGACGUCGGUGUUCUUCACGGCAGCUCGAUCCUUCAGCAGAAACGGGAAUGAUUUCCAUGAGUCCACCUUGGAGAGUCUCUGCAUCAGCAACGAGCUGAAGAACAAGCUGCAGGAUGUCCUGAUUCCAGAGAGACUUCUAACUCUGGGACACAUGCUGGGAAAAGGAGAGUUUGGCUCAGUGCGGGAAGCCAUUCUGAAGAGGGAGGACUCAUCUGUGGUGUCAAAGGUGGCCGUCAAAGUGCUGAAAUCUGACAUCACUUCUGCUGGUGACAUUGAGCAAUGUCUGAAGGAGGCAGCACACAUGAAGGACUUUCACCAUCCUAACGUCAUCAAGCUCAUCGGGGUGAGUCUACACCGACGUCAUGGCCAGCGGCUCCCAAUCCCAAUGGUGGUCCUGCCGUUUAUGAAGCAUGGGGAUCUGCACACCUUCCUGUUGCUCUCACGUUUGGGAGAGGAGCCAUUUGACCUUUCGCUUCAGACUCUGGUCCAGUUCAUGCUGGACAUUGCUCGGGGGAUGGAGUAUCUGAGCAGCAAGAGCAUCAUUCACAGAGACCUCGCUGCACGGAACUGCAUGCUGGAUGAAAGCAUGUCGGUGUGUGUGGCAGACUUUGGACUCUCUAAGAAGAUCUACAGUGGAGAUUAUUACCGUCAGGGUUCUGUUUCCAAACUGCCCGUCAAGUGGAUCGCCCUGGAGAGCUUGGCAGACAAUGUUUACACCACUCAGAGUGACGUGUGGGCGUUUGGUGUAACAAUGUGGGAGAUCAUGACCAGAGGUCAGACGCCGUAUCCUGGGGUGGAAAACUCAGAGAUCUACGAGUUCCUGAUCAAAGGAGAGCGCCUGAAGAAACCUGCAGACUGCAGAGAGGACAUCUACGAGAUCAUGCACAGAUGCUGGAGCCCGGUCCCUAAAUGCCGUCCCAGUUUCCAGCAGCUGGUCACUCAGCUUGAGGCGCUGCAUCUCACCCUGACCCCCACCACUCCUCUGAAGGAGCCUUUACUUUACGUCAACCUAGAAGAGGACAACAGGGAGAUGGACAGAGGAGGAGCUGUUGGGCCCCGGAUCCUGGGACCUGAGGCUACAGCAGAGGCCUCCAGCUGGGGCGUUCCCUGGCAGCGGGGGGCAGAGGAUGAGGAAGACUGGCUAAUGGUGGCCUCAGAGGCUGCAAUGGCCAUCGGAGGGGACUACAGGUACAUUGUUGGCCCCUGUGGGGCCUUCGCAGAAGAAGGGGAUGAGAUGAGAUCAACAGGAGGAAGAGGGGCCUUAGGAAACAGAGUACUGGGUGAACUGCGGGAUGAAGAGGAUGAUGCUGUAAUUAACGUCUGAUAGCAGCUCCUCUGAUCUGAUUGGCUGCUCGCUGUGACCCGAGUGGCAACAGACCAGCCUGGGGAUGAAGGGACUGACUCCUCCUGCAAUCUGAGGUUCACGCUGUUGAUGACGGUGGAGGAGAGGUUUUCUGUUCAGGAAUGAAACAUUUUAUGGUUUCAACAGGAAUGGGAAUCUAAAUAUCUUCCUGUUUAGCUUCUUAUGAAUUAGUCAGUUAUCAAAAUAGAG
Messenger RNA from Cyprinodon variegatus (sheepshead minnow), 3023 nucleotides. RefSeq names its product TYRO3 protein tyrosine kinase (gene tyro3). The transcript is spliced from 19 exons. Gene Ontology annotation, biological process: multicellular organism development; cell surface receptor protein tyrosine kinase signaling pathway; positive regulation of kinase activity. Bases 135 to 2795 code for a protein of 886 amino acids. The record is from RefSeq and is a predicted model, not a curated record. Lineage: Eukaryota; Metazoa; Chordata; Actinopteri; Cyprinodontiformes; Cyprinodontidae. Gene Ontology annotation, cellular component: signaling receptor complex. Gene Ontology annotation, molecular function: transmembrane receptor protein tyrosine kinase activity; protein binding; ATP binding.